Molecule: messenger RNA, 2039 nt
Organism: Osmia bicornis bicornis
Lineage: Eukaryota; Metazoa; Arthropoda; Insecta; Hymenoptera; Megachilidae
Exons: 4
Coding region: 1-1959 (652 amino acids)
Source: RefSeq, a predicted model, not a curated record
AUGAAAUUCGCAUUCGCACUCGUCGCAGUCCUGGCUUUGGCCAGCCCCCUGCAAGCUUACAAUGUUCCACGUACAGGAACCGGUGUCCUGGCUGACGACUUGCAGGAGUUCGUCGAUCUUGUGCCAACAAAAGAAAUAAAGAAUAUCGUCCUUCAUUACAUCGCCACUGACCGUGAUGUCCAAUCUGUGUUAAAAUUCGUGCACUCCGAGGAGUUCAAAAAAUUGGUCGUCGAAAUCGAAACCAUGGCCGAAAUCAAGAACAUCAUGAACUUCAUACAGAAAAAUGGACUGGACAUCUACCAGAUGGUGAACCACGUUAACAAGUUCCUCGGUCUCGCACCAUUGACACCACCAACCAACGUCCGAAUGGUGAGGGCCGCCGGUGGAAUCCGCGGAUUGCUCGACGAGGUUGAGGCCCUUGUACCCAAGGAGAAGGUCCGGGAACUGUACAGAAAGAAAGUGGCUUCAUCCAAAGCGUUUGCUGAUUUAGUCGCUCAAUUGAAGUCUCCGGAAUUCCAGAACGUCGCCAAUAAAUUGUGCGACAACGCUACCUUCAAACACGUGUUGGUCGAAGCCAAAAAGGCCCAAGUCGAUGUCGACGGUUUGGCAAGAUUAAUCGAGUCCGCUUUGGGUGUACACAAGAUGAAAUCUUAUCAUCCUCUCAGCCGAUUCUUUGUCAUAGACCAUCAGUCCAGUAUUACUACAGCAAACAAGAUGAAGUUCUCACUGGUAGCACUCUCUGCGGUGGUUGCCUUCGCAACCGUCAACUGUUAUCACCUGCCAGCAUUCGGGGAAGGUCCCCUCUACGAAGACAUUCAGUAUUUCGUAGACAUGAUCCCCAUGGAUAAAGUAAUGAAAGUGAUUGUACAGUACACCAUCAAGGACUCCGAGUUCCAACAACUCCUGAAAUACAUGAAAACAGACGACAUCAAGCAAAUGGUGAAUGAAAUCGAGGCUAUCCCCGAGUUCCAUACAUUCGCCAGCUACAUGAACAAGCAUGGAAUCUACAUGUAUGAUGCGUUGAACAAGGUGAACAAGGUGAUCGGCCUGCCAUCGUUCCAGCCCAUACUUGUUGAGAAAGAAAUCACUGGAGGAUUGGCUGGUCUCUUCAACGACGUCAAAGAACUGAUCUCCUACGACGACAUCAUCCAUGGUUACGUUUACAAGAUGAGGACAUCCCAAGAGUUCCGUGAUUUCGUCGCCGUACUGAAAUCCGAAGGUAACCAGAACUUCGUUAACGCGCUGUACAAAAACCAACGUUACCUGGCCUUCCGUGCUACCCUGGUCAGCAAGGGUUUGGACAUCACUCUGGUUGAAGAUGUCAUCUUCACUGUCCUUGGUAUCGAGUUCCCAGUUUUGAACACCAGCUACGCCUUGUACAGCACACUAUCCAAAGACAUCCAGGACUUCAUCGACCUGAUCGAUAUGGACAAGGUUGUUGAAAUCGUUUCUACCUACUUGGAUGAUGACCAGGUCCAGGAAAGUCUGAAAUACUUCCGCAGCGAAGAGUUCCACGUACUGGUACGCAAAGUCGAAGCCCUGAAGCCCUAUCAAAAUUUGGUUCAAUACUUACACAACGCUGGCCUAAACAUACACGGCCUGAUCCAGAUGAUCCAUAAAUUGUUCAACAUGGAAGACUACGUUCCACCCAGUAGCAACUACUUCAGCUUCUUCGUUAACCGCGGUGGUAUGAAGGGUUUGAUCGAUGAUGUGCUCGAUUCACUCCCCAUGGAUAAGUUCAAGGCCAUGUUCGAAGAGAAGAUGAAAACCUCACCGGACUUCCAGAACUUCGUUAAACAAGUUCAGUCCCAAGAGUUCGAAGAGAUUGUUGACUUGAUCUACAGUGAACCCAUCUUUCUGGAAAUGAGACAGAAGGCGAUAGAAAUUGGUUUAGACAUUCAACGAGCGAGAAAAGUUUUCGAAGAAAUCGGCAUUCUCCUUCCCAGGCCAUCUUACUAAUUAUAGAUUUAUAACGAUUCGUUUUUACCGAAUUUAGAUAUGUUAUUCUCUAAUGUUUAAUAAAUUUGCUUGUUAAUAUA